This is a messenger RNA of Clupea harengus (Atlantic herring), 4189 nucleotides long. Its product is annotated as desmoglein-2-like. The transcript is spliced from 16 exons. NCBI's taxonomy places the organism in Eukaryota, Metazoa, Chordata, Actinopteri, Clupeiformes, Clupeidae. Gene Ontology annotation, cellular component: desmosome; plasma membrane. Gene Ontology annotation, biological process: homophilic cell-cell adhesion. Gene Ontology annotation, molecular function: calcium ion binding. The coding region runs from base 387 to 3995 and encodes 1202 amino acids. The record is from RefSeq and is a predicted model, not a curated record.
CGGGAUGUGGCCCAUGGUAAGGGGAGGAGCCAAUGGAGUUUACAGCACCCAGAGAGAGUCAAAAGGAGGGAGUUAAACAGACACCAAGACAGAAAGAUAGAAUUGGGAGGAAAGAAGAGCUUUAGCAGUAUUGCACUUCAGAGGACUCAGUGCUCAGGAGAUAAACUGACAGAGGACAGAGCAGCAGUAAGUGAAACAGCUCUUUGAUGAAAGGAAGAAAAAUUACUCAAAUGACCAUGUGAUGCUCAUGUAUAAUUACAUAAUUCAUAAUUAUACAUGAUUAUAUAAAGGAAAAGAGAAAGAGAGAGAGAGAGAGACAGAGCACUAGUCGGAAAAAGGAAAUCUCCAUCUGCCACUGUUCUAGCCUUUGUGCUGGGUACAUUGGGAUGGCCUUCAGGAGUCUGCUCUUACUGACUGGACUGGCUCUUGUGGCCUUGUCUGAGGGGGCAAGACAGAGACAAAACUCUCAACGGAAAAGACAGAAGAGAGAAUGGAUCAUCAGUCCUAAGCUCCUGACUGAGAAUGAAGAUCACAGACACCUGGAUUUUGUGGCCAAAAUCCGAUCAGACCGGGAUGAUGGACUCCCUGUGGUCUACUCCCUGAAAGGGCUUGGGGCAGACGAGAACCCGGUAAACCUAUUCAUAGUCAACAAAGACGGCCUAGUCAAGAUUACCGCCAUUCUGGACCGAGAGCAGCAUUCAGAAUACAAUAUGACUGGUUAUGCAAAGUUCAAACAUAAUGAUUCCCUGGCAGAGGCCCCCAUUGCAGUAAAUGUAAAGGUACAGGACAUGAAUGACAAUGCUCCAGUUUUACCACAACUGCCAACUGUCAGCAUCUAUGAGGAUAGCCCAGAAGGAACAUUCGUGGCGCAAGUGCAUGCAAUGGAUGCGGAUGAGCCAGGAACCGCUCACGUGACUAUCGCCUACAGCGUGGUGAAGCAGGAGCCAGAGGAUGGCAAGAUACAUUUCCGUGCUGAUAAAGCCACUGGCAAGAUUUAUGUCCAGUCUGAACUAGACAGAGAGAAAACCAGCUCCUACAUCCUCACUGUCCAGGCAGCAGACAUGGGAGGUGAGCCAGGGGGACUGACAGGAACAUCCACCAUGAUGGUGCACAUCUUGGACGUCAACGACAUAGUCCCCAAACUGGAAAAGGAUGAGUUUUCAGUAAGUAUUGAUGAGAAUGUCGAAGAUGUCGAGGUAAUGCGCUUCAAAGCCUUGGAUGAUGACCUUAGAGGAUCAGACAAUUGGCUAGCUGUGUUUCACAUUGUGUCAGGAAAUGAGGAUGACUACUUCAGCGUUUACACCGACCCCAGGACUAACGAGGGUGUGCUGAUGCUCAAGAAGGCUGUUGAUUUUGAGGCAGUUCCUAACCUGAACCUGGGGGUUGUGGUGAUGAAUCAAGCACCUGAAGGAGCCAGGGUACCAGGAGAUGCAGGAGGCUCUGGUGGUGCCGGUGGUGGUGGUGGAGGAGGAACAGGAGGGCCUGGUGGAGGAGGAGGGACAGGAGGGCCUGGUGGAGCAGGAGGGACAGCAUGGUCUAGUGGAGCAGGGGGAACAGGAGGGCCUGGGGGUGUAGGAUGGCCUGGUGGUGGAGGAGGAGGACCUGCUGGGGUUCCAGGAGGUACGGGGACUCUUGGAAAGCCUGGACAACCAGGGACUGGAGGGACUUGGAGCAUUUCUUCAAAGUAUAAAAGCUACCCAGUGAAGGUCAGUGUGAACAACAAACCAGAUGGGCCAGUCUACCGCCCAAGCACCAAGCCCAUCUCCCUCCCAGAGGGCAAAGGACAACUCUCCAUCCCCAAGGUCAUUUGCACCUUUCCUGCCACGGAUGGAGAUUCAGGAGAACAGGCCCAGGAUGUCAGGUAUGCAAAAGGUUAUGACCCUGGAAACUGGUUCACCAUUGAUGAAGAGACAGCUGAAAUCACACUCAAUAAGAUGCCUGACCGGGAGUCUCCGUAUGUGGUGAAUGGGACCUACCUGGCCAAGAUUCUCUGUAUGACAAAUGGAAUGCCCACCCAGACAGCCACGGGGACCAUUGCAGUGCAUGUGGAGGACACUAAUGACAACUGCCCCACGCUCACCAGCCACGUGCAGUACCUGUGCAGUGACACUAAGGUGGUGAAUGUGACAGCAGAGGAUUUGGAUGGAGACCCUAACGGUCCGCCGCUUGAGUUCACGCUGCUGGAUGAGGGUGUGGGGGUGAAGUGGAGGCUUCAGCAGACCGGAGAUGCUUCAGCAGCGCUGUGGGCUGAAGAUGGUCUUUGGCCUGGCCUCUAUGAGGUCACGUUUAAGAUACGAGACCAGCAGGGGUUGGCCUGUCCUGACAGACAGGUCCUCGAAUUGGAGGUGUGCACCUGCCAAGAGGGCUUGACUUCCUGUGCUUUAAAACUGGAACAAGUGCAGUCAGGGGUUACAACCAGCAAGAAGUCAUUCCAAUUGGGAGAAGCCGCAGUGGGAGGGAUGCUGUUAGGCCUCCUUGCACUCCUGUUGGUCCCACUGAUGGCUUUGUUCUGCUCCUGUGGAGGAACCAGUGGGCUUGCAGGAGGCUUCACUGACCUACCCUUUGACGCCAAGACUCAUCUCAUCUCCUAUCACACCGAGGGAAAGGGAGAGGACCGGGAGGUUCCUCUGAUGAGUGUUCCGGUACUGAUCUCCAAAGAAAUUCCAGUUACUGCUUCCGCAAAAAUGGCUACCGCCACCAUGGUGAGCAGGCAGAUGCAGGAGAAUGCAUUCAGAGGCUUUAAUGACUAUGAUGAGUCAGAGAUGGGGAACAUGGACUCCAGUGCCCAUUGGGAUUAUACUUCAGAUCUGCUGGAGAUGACAGAGGAGGAUCAGCUCUCAUUCAUGGCACUACCAGGCACAUUUCUGGACCAUUACUUCUCACAGAAAGCAGAGCAUACAGCAGUGACUUCUUGUCCGAGGGACAAUCUGUUGGUGUAUGAAUACGAGGGACGGGGAUCCCCCGCUAACUCUGUGGGCUGCUGCAGCCUCCUCGAGUCUGAGGAUGACCUCCAGUUUCUAGACGACUUGGGGCCAAAGUUCACCACCCUCGCCCAGAUCUGUGGAUACUCCAAAGGCACAAGCCUAAAAAUGGACCAUCAGAUCACACCUCCCAUGUCAGAAAUGGACACCAGAAACAUCAUGACCACUGAUGUUAAAAAACAGACAAGGGAGUCCAGGUCCUCAAGCAUCCGCAACCACGAGGCACCACCUGUGCGCAUGGAGAGGAGCGUCAGCUUUGUGGAGGAACACAGCCCACCCCCACUUCCCAGGAUGCAACUGUGUGAGACCAUGGCCAUGCCCACCCAGACUGUGUUGGUGCAGCAGCAGCCCCUGUACUACAUGGUGGAGCCGCAGGUUCAGAGCAGAGUGCUGCUGGCUGAGAGGCCCCCAGUGGGUCUUGGUCAGGGAGUGAUCCUGGUGAACGGGAGCCAGGCAGCCACAGAGAGGGUGCUGCUGCAGGGGGGAGGGCUAGUGCAGGGAGGAGGUCUAAUGCAGGGAGGAGGUCUAGUGCAGGGAGGAGGUCUAGUGCAGGGGGGAGGUCUAGUGCUGCAGCAGGGCGGGCAUGUUCAAGGGGCUCAGGGGAUGCUAAUACAAAAUGGUCAACAUGUUCCUGGAUCUCUGGAGUCUCCAGGCCUGUUCCUGGUGAGCAGCGGCCAGGCAGCCUCCGGGGGGUUGGUCCAUCAAGGAGACGGGCUGGUACAGGGAGGGCAGAUGGUAGAGGUGCAGGGGGAUCAGCAGCACAGUCCUGGAUCUCUGACCAUGUUUCUGAUGAACAAAGGGCAGACACUUGGGCCCGGAUCCCCUCUCACCAGCCAGCCUCUGCAUGCAGCCAACACGUGCGGCUCUCCAGUGCUGCUUGUGGACGGAGGCAUGAGGCAGGGAGGGGAAAUCCAGCUAGACACCAUGCAGCGAUGUUCUACUAAGGCUCAGGUUGUGCAUGGGUCUCAAUUUUUUGUGGAAGCACAGACCUUACCCAGAGGUCCGAUUCUGUAGGGGGAUGGGCACAUCCAAAGAGAACCCCGGAGAGGGUCCAGUAGCGGUAGAGUGUGUGUGGGUGGCCCAAUGCCCGCUCAAAGGGUUAUGCUUGAUCAGAAGCCAACUGGCACUGGGCAGGUGUCCACAGGGCAGAAGGGCCUGCAGCAGCUUGAGGUUUUUCCCCAGGGUGGAGUACAGGGAGUUUGAGGGAG